Messenger RNA from Papilio polytes (common Mormon), 1233 nucleotides. RefSeq names its product protein FAM188B2-like. Bases 1 to 1233 code for a protein of 410 amino acids. Gene Ontology annotation, molecular function: cysteine-type deubiquitinase activity; K48-linked deubiquitinase activity. NCBI's taxonomy places the organism in Eukaryota, Metazoa, Arthropoda, Insecta, Lepidoptera, Papilionidae. The transcript has 11 exons. The record is from RefSeq and is a predicted model, not a curated record. Gene Ontology annotation, biological process: protein K48-linked deubiquitination.
AUGACUACUCAAAAACGAGGCGAUCGAUCUUCAAUUGACAAGAAUGACAAGAAACUACUUCUCUUGUCACCAGACUUAGGUAGAAGUUACGAAGGCGGCAGAAUUAUUACUGAAGAACUCGCUAUUGAACUCCGUAUUACUAUAUUCGGCACUGCCGCAUGCCCGCCUCGUGGUGAAUGGAUCAGGUCACCAUUAUUGAUGAGACCUCCUGACCAGACGUUUGCUUACGGUCUAAUGGGACCACGCAACAGUACGAGGUCUUUGUUAACUGGUCUACAAGCGUAUAUUAUCAAAUGGAUUUUAUUCGAUUCCCGUCCACCGUCUAUGGACAAGAAGUCGGCGGAACCACCUGAAAGUUAUCUACGUAUUAGUGAGGCACUUCAGGAGGAGGCUUUGUGGCGAAUCUGCAGUGACGUCAUCUGGCGAUGCGGUUCGCAAAGCGGAUCAGAAAGCAAGGCUGUGGUCGCACUGCCUACAGACACAACGUAUGUGUACAAUAGCCUCAAGUACUAUCAGGACGGUGUCACCGAAAAGCUGCAAUUAUUUGAAUUGGAAAGUCUAGAAGAGUUACAGAUAUUCAUCAAACGCAACCUGUAUUUAUUUCAAGGAGACGGUGGCGCUGGGGCGUUGUUGUUGUUAUAUGCUAUGGUGUUAACUAGGGGUUGUGCGAAUAUUAAAAAAGACUUGGACGGUAAACUAAAUUAUUUAGUAUCUGCACAACCAGAAGGAUCUUUGAAUGUGUCUAUGCUGGUGAUAACAGGACGGGCAACGCCGUACUUGCACAAUGGAGUUGUUUACGUAGGAGACGAGGAUAAUUAUGCGCUACCACAAUUCGGCGUACUCGCCCGCAGUUCUGUGGGCUUUUUGCUUUGGCACGAAGGAUUAGACAACCGUUUAUCCGCGUUGACUAAACAACAUCCCGGAUCGAGACUUAAAACUCCAGCGUUUCCCAUAUGGAUAACAUGUUCGUCGGGACAUUUUGGUGUUUUAUUCAACACAAAUAGGGAAUUAUUGAAAAAUUAUCAAGCGGAAAAAAGGUUUGAUAUUCACUUCUACACUUGCGGCGGUUGCUACGUACCUCUCAGCAUUGACACCAGAGUGCAGAGCCAAGCGACUGCACGUAAAGACGACCUGCAUACAACACCACUUGAGAAACUCAUUCACACCAAAUGGCAAGAUGCGACAAUUACAUGGGCAGCUACAAACAAUAAAAUUGGUGAUUCGUCGAAAUGA